Messenger RNA from Penaeus vannamei (Pacific white shrimp), 246 nucleotides. NCBI's taxonomy places the organism in Eukaryota, Metazoa, Arthropoda, Malacostraca, Decapoda, Penaeidae. The record is from RefSeq and is a predicted model, not a curated record.
CAUGCCGAGCAAGUGUCACGUGGAAAGCCUGGUGCAGCAGGUGGGACAGCUGUCGGAUGUAGAGAAGUUCCUGUUGUACCUCAAGCUUCCUGUGGGACGCUCUCCAGACACCGAUCCUUUGAAACAACCAUUGAAUCCUCUUGGGAGUCGCUGUGAAAUUCAGCUCACAAUAACAUGGAUAAAGACUCACCUGGAGAUGAACAGUGAGGUGUCUCUGCCGAAGCGGGAAGUCUAUAAUGAAUACAU